Molecule: messenger RNA, 279 nt
Organism: Leptosomus discolor (cuckoo roller)
Lineage: Eukaryota; Metazoa; Chordata; Aves; Leptosomiformes; Leptosomidae
Source: RefSeq, a predicted model, not a curated record
CUGGAGAUGAAACACCUGCCCGGCGCUGACCCCGAGCUUGUGCUCCUCAGCCACCGGUACGAGGAGCUGGAGAGAAUCCCCCUGAGCGACAUGACCCGGGAGGAGAUCAACCAGCUGGUGCAGGAGCUGGGCUUCUACCGCAAGGAGAUGCCUGAUGCCCCCGUGCCUGAGGAGUUCCGGUUUGCCCCUGCCAGGCCUCUGCCCACCCUGCCACCCCGCCACGCUGCUGACAGCAGGACUCCACCCAAAGGUGACAAGAAAGAACACCCAGACCUCUAG